Molecule: messenger RNA, 2342 nt
Organism: Syngnathoides biaculeatus (alligator pipefish)
Lineage: Eukaryota; Metazoa; Chordata; Actinopteri; Syngnathiformes; Syngnathidae
Gene: siglec15l
Product: sialic acid binding Ig-like lectin 15, like
Exons: 6
Coding region: 87-1085 (332 amino acids)
Biological process (GO): regulation of bone resorption; regulation of osteoclast development; regulation of actin cytoskeleton organization
Cellular component (GO): plasma membrane
Source: RefSeq, a predicted model, not a curated record
AUGGUGUCAGCGUCCUGUGACCCAUUUCCUUCCUGAAUUGUAGUGUUAGCUGCAGUUAAAAAGCAUUUCUACACAAAUGCGUAUGCAUGUGUGUGUUCAACAUGCGCGUACGUGCGCUACUGCUGUUGUGUGCUGUCAUCACAGGAAGUGUACUGUCAUCGCCAUUGAAUGCCUCCAAUGUGGUCAGCGCACUGCAAGGACGCGAAGCAGUCCUGGGCUGCUCCUUCACUCAUCCCAAACAGAAGCACAAUGUCGACAGCAUCAAGGUGACCUGGACCGCCAGAUCCCCCAACGUGACUCCAUUUUUCCAGUGCGAAGGAAAGAAUGACACGUCAACUGUGCCCAUCGACUGUUUGGGCUUGGAUCGCUUCUCGUUUAACUACGACCUCCGCCGAGGCAAGUUCUCGCUCCUUAUCAGAGGUGUCGAGAUGAAGGACGAUGGCGUUUACUUCUGCCAUGUGGCACUGGACAAGGGACAGCCACAGAUCAGCGAGGUGACUCUGGAAGUACAAGUGAAGCCGUCAAUCCUGAGCCUGUCAUUGGUCAACGGCAGCUCCAGCGGCCCCCAGAGGCUGCAGUGCGUGGCGGAGGGCAAACCGCCGCCCGGCAUCACAUGGCUGUCGGCCUCCGGGGUCCCCUUAGCAUCGGCGUUGCUGGCGCAGGUGCGGGACGCAACGGCGGGUCUGAACCGAAGCAGCUCCGUCCCGUACGACGAGCAACUGGGUGAGCUCACCUGCCGGGCGGAAAGUGUGCUGGGGCGGGUCGAGCGGACGUACCCGCCUGCGAAGGGGACCGCCAGCGCGGCCCUGAUAUGGGGCGGCAUGGCCGGGGGGCUGCUGCUGUUGCUCGUCUGUGGUGCUGCCAUCCAUCGACUCAGGCUCCAAGAUACAGCCCCCCUACAUUCCUCCCAUAACGCCCAUGUCGGCACCGAUGAAGUCCAGACUGUUUAUGCCGAUGUCGUUCUUCCCGAGGCCCGUGAGUGUCAUCGAUGGAUAACAGGUGUCAAACUCAAGGCCCGGGGGCCAGAACCAGCCCGCCACAUAAUCACACAAAACAGGGCCAAGCGGUUUUGUACUCGACUGUGAAACUCCAUUAGUCAUCUUCAAGUCUUUCAUCACCCAAGACGUUAUCUCCAAGCGUCACUGGAGGCGGAGUCUCAAUAAAAACCUUGCUUCUCGGGGUUUGAAUUUAUUUUUUAUUUUUGUCAUCCCACUGUCGCGGCACUCAGAUGACACGUCUUUGUGACGGCAAGUACUUUGUGACCUCUGCGUGACUUCUGCACCGGCUCAGACUUUCAUUUACAACGUCCACUUACUCAAAUGCCGUGAAAGAACCUGCUGCUUAUUUCAAUUCCUGUUGGUGACAUUUUGUAGUGGAACUGGUGCAUUGCUGCCUUUGGAGUGCAUUUCUUUUUUUUUCUUCCCCCAAUAAUCUUUGUUUUUCUGUAGUGUUUUGAAGCUUUUGUGCAGUCUUUUUGUUGUAUUUUUUUCAUUGUUAUUGUCAUUUUUAAUCUUUAUCGUCAUUUCUGGUCUUUGUUGGAUACUUUAGUCAUGUUGGAGUUUGCUUAUCCUCAUGAGGGACGUGGGCAUCAUGGAGCUAAAUUCAAAUAGUCAUUUGCACUUACAACAAUCUUGCAAACACAUUCAUUGCUGGCGGCACGGUGGCUGAGCUGGUAAAGCGUUGGCCUCACAGUUCUGAGGUUCAAUCCCGGACCCGGCUGUGUGGAGUUUGCAUGUUCUCUCCGUGCCUGCGUGGGCUUCCUCUGGGCACUCCGGUUUCCUCCCACAUCCCAAAAAAACGUCCAACAUUAAUUGGACACUCUAAAAUUGCCCCUAGGUGUGAUUGUGAGUACGGCUGUUUGUCCCCAUGUGCCCUGCAAUUGGCUGGCAACCAGUUCAGGGUCUACCCCGCCUCCUGCCCGUUGACAGCUGGGAUAGGCUCCAGCACUCCCUGCGACCCUUGUGAGGAUAAGCGGCCAAGAAAAUGGAUGGAUGGACAUUCAUUGCUGUCAUUUCAUUAUCAAAUGUGGAAGGUGAAAAAACAAUCCCAUACUCUGCUCUUAUUCUCCAGAUUAUCAUUACCCUAGCUAACAUCUUCAUAUAUUAUUUCUUAUAUCGAUUCUAUGAAGUCUGUUGUAUGAAGUUUGGAGGGGGUAUUUUGAAUCCACUGUAUUAAUAAUCUUUGCCACACCCUCAUAUUUCCCAGCAUUUGAUAUUUUCUUUUUAGUCACUCCUCACCCGGACUACAUCUAGAUAACUCAUGUAAAACUAAAUUAUUUUGGAAGUAAUGAAGCAUUUUCAAAUUUUAAACAAUAAAAUAAAGAUAGAAAUCUACUGUAGUGU